GUUACUGCUUAUUACUGUAACCAUAAUUUAUGUGGAGAUGAGCAAUAUUGCUGUGGAGAUAAUCUUUGUUGUGAUUAUGUGUAUUCCCUUUGGUACUUUUGGGUAGGAGUUGUUUUUCUAAUUCUGAUGUUGUCAGCAUGUGGAGGCUUUUUUCGAUAUUGUUAUGAUAACAACCAUUAUGUUGUAUUGCAAAAUUUUGCUGUAUUUCCUUCAGAAGAGAAAACAGAUGAUAAUAGAGCAGGUAGCAUAAGUUUAUGGAUGGAUGCUAAUAUUCCAGCCCCGUAUCCUGAAAAUAAUUUUCAUAACAGUGGAAUGGGUUCAGUUGCUCAAGGUCCUCCUCCUCCAUACACAGAAUCCACACAGAACAGCGGAAAAGCAAAAGAGAUGUCACGACCACUCUAUCACUGACCUUUGACCGACGGUAUUUUUGAAAGUAUGCCGUAAAAAGAAAUUGGUCAGACAAACCGAUCGAAUUCCUCUGUGAAUUCAUUGACUAAUCAUUUGUUAAUAGGGUAAUUCCCGUUGAAGUUUCAGAAGGAACAAAACAAGACUUUUCAAAGAAGAAAAAAUCUUAAGUAAUCAAAUUUUAAUGUUUUUUGUCAAAAUAAACAUAAUAUCAAUAGAUUAGUGAAAAAGUGCAAUACUGUAUCUCUUGUUUAGAAACAAAAUAUAUAAAUAGAUGGUGGAAAUAUUCUCAUACAAGAGAUAUAUAAUGAAUGUAUGUGAAAUUUAUUUAUUUUUCAAAUUAAAUAGGUAUAUUAUUCUUGGUUACAGAUUACAUAUAUACAUAUAUAUAUUCUAUAUAGUAAUAGAAAAUAUAACAAAUGUGAAACCUGUGUAUAUUGUAUAUAAAACAUGUAAAAAAAAUAUACACAACUAUUCCAAGUCCAUCUUUUAAAAUUAUAGUGGAUAAUGAUUUUAUUCUUAUUUUUUACUUCUCAACAACAGCUUUUUAUUCUGCAUCAUUUUAUAUCAAUUAAUAUAUUAUCAUUGAUGAAAUUUAUAUAUGUUAUGUAUGUAUAUAAUUAUGUUUCAUUUGUAAUUUGUUGCAUAGAUUUUGUUUUUAAAUCUAUUUUAUCAUCAGUUUAUUUUAGUUUAUUGGGAUUGUAUAUUAUCCUUCUUAAGCGAAAAGUUGUAUAUACUUGUACAGAUUGUAAAAAAGAAAUUUUGCUUGAAGAAAUUGUUCCCUUACUAACAAAAUAUAAGGUUAUUAUUGUUAGAAAUACUCAAAAUAUAACUGUAUGCAUUAUAUUAUUUGAUAAUAAAUCUACAAAUAAGAAAAUAUUACUUUUGUUGCUUUUGAAUUUAAUCAAAAGAUAUUUAAAUAAAAGCAAUA
Messenger RNA from Centruroides sculpturatus (bark scorpion), 1336 nucleotides. RefSeq lists its product as uncharacterized. The transcript is spliced from 4 exons. The record is from RefSeq and is a predicted model, not a curated record. The annotation marks the transcript as partial. NCBI's taxonomy places the organism in Eukaryota, Metazoa, Arthropoda, Arachnida, Scorpiones, Buthidae.